Molecule: messenger RNA, 2550 nt
Organism: Penicillium griseofulvum
Lineage: Eukaryota; Fungi; Ascomycota; Eurotiomycetes; Eurotiales; Aspergillaceae
Product: Zinc finger, CCCH-type
Exons: 13
Coding region: 1-2550 (849 amino acids)
Molecular function (GO): metal ion binding
Source: RefSeq, a predicted model, not a curated record
AUGGAGAGGUCAUUUGACAACAAUGCGGGUCCAACACCCCAGAUUCAAGCCGGAGGCUUUUGUCCCAAUCAACUCUAUGAGAUCUACUUGAUUAUCUGGACCCUCUACGGAGUACGGGCUUUCGUAUUUUCAGCCCCCCUGUUGCAUGUCCAUGCACCACAUGUUGCAUCAGCCACAAAGCCUAUCAAUUCCCAUGUUAUCUCCUCCGACUUGGAUGGUGGGCAGGGUAGCCCCGAGGUGCCAUCCUCUUUGAUAAGUGAUGAGUUGUCAGCGGCCCGGUCGCAUGGUGUUGCAUCCACUGAACCGGGUGCUGCUCGUCAGUCAUCAACUCGGCGGCAGAAAUGUCGCUUUUUCGAAUCCAAAAAGGGAUGCCGACUUGGAGCAUCAUGUCCGUAUCUACAUGAUGCCUCGGCCGUCGAGGCCAAGCAGCCUGUGUCAGAGCAGCAGACUCUAGCCAAAUCAUCGGGAGAUGAAAGCCAGAGCUCGGCACAAGCCAUUGUCACUGGGGCCGAGAGACUGAACAUUGGUGAAAACCAGUCGAAGCAACGCUCUGCCGCAGCCCCUGUCCAGCCCCAAAGACCAGUUUCUAAAUUGGAGCAAUCAGACCCAAGAGAGUUCCAGAUCAACCAAUUGAGGCGGCGUUACCGUCCACAGGAAGUCAAUGACGCACAGGGCUGUACUUUGACCUUUGGCUUGGUACCUUCCGAUCCGGACUUCCCCUUUGAGCUUGAAAGACUUCAAUGUGUCCUUCAUGUUCCCAGCUCAUACCCGAAAGGGCGGCCCACACUUGCGGUGACCAAUUCUGAAAUGGAAGCUGCGUAUCAAGCAAAUAUCGCUAGAGGCUUCGAUGAAAUUGUCGAUUUUUCGUACCGCAGCAAUGGCAGAGGAACUCUUUUAGGCUGGUUGAAUAGUCUGGACAAAAAGCUCGAAUCAUUGCUAACCACCCUGGAGCGUGGGCCAACGCUGAAGUUCUUUGCUAACCUUGGUGAUGGAUCUACAACCAAAGAACCUACCAAGGCCCCAGAGAAGGCUCCAAGCCAGCCGAGCUUGUCUCGAGGUCGUGAUGAAACCCCGAGUGCUACUGCUAAGCCAGCACCGAAGGCACGAACUAUAGCACCAAGGUACACAGCUGAAGCAAAAGCUGCAGCUGAGAAGAGACGAGCAACCGAGACAAAACAGCUCGAGGCGCGCCUUGGAAGAUUGCCGAUGUACCAAAAACUGCAAGAUGGCAGGACAUAUGUUAUUCCUAUCCAGCCAACCAAAAAGGAUCGCCUGCCGCGAACACUUCAGGCGCUCAAGACUGUAAAGUUGAUUGUGCCACAGCUCUACCCGCUCGAGCACAGCUCGAUCAAGUUGCAGGGAGUCGAAGGCCCCGAAGUGAAAGCCACAGAAGUAGGAUUCACUCAGUGGGUAGAGCAGACUUCGCAGCUGAGCCUGGUAUCUCAAGUCAACUACCUGGCGAGCAAUAUCCAUAAAUUUGCUGAAACGCCCUUACCAAAAGAGGAGGAGACCACUGAAGCUGUACCUCCCACCGUUGAAGAGGAAGAGGAAGAGGAAGAUGAUGUGGAUGUGGAGGAGCCUACAAAAGCACCUGCUCAAGAUAACGAAGACAGGCCACAUCUUGUUGUCAUUCCACGGCCACCCGAGUGGUCAGUUCCUAAUCCCGAGAAUGGUGUCGAGGGGACAUCAGACGAGUCUAGUUAUGAGGAAGACGAGUAUUCAGACGAAGAGGAUGAAGAAGGUGGUGCACCUGUCCCCGCAUCAGUGGAUAACAAUGCUACCGGACGAGGCGUUGCACUUUCCUUCCCGUUCUUAGAGCUCUACGGAAUCGAGUUACUGGAAAUUUUGAACCUCAACAUCACGGUCAAAUGCGAGAGAUGUAAGGUGUCAGUUGACAUCAAGCACGUGCCCCAAAUUACCGAUGAGAAGGGCCAGAUGCCGAAAAUGGAGUCAUGUCGGAAAUGCGCUAAUAACAUGAGCGUCGCGUUCCGGAAGCAGUUGAUGCAUUCUCAUGCUAAUCGUGCCGGCUACCUUGACAUGGGCGGCUGUACGAUUGGGGACAUGCUUCUCAGCGACUUCAUCCCAACCUGCUCUGAGUGUUCGACUCCCCAUCCAGCACCGGGUAUACCUGCAGUUCGUGGCGAGAGUGCCAUGGGUAUAUGUCGCCAGUGCCAUCGCAAAAUGGUUUUCAAGAUCCCUGAAGUGAAAUUCCUUCUAUCACUGCUCGAGGAGGCCUUCCCCCGAAAAGAAAGCCCCAAGAAGUCCUCGGCAUUGUCGCAGGACAAGAACUUCCGCGACGCGGUCGUUGCCAGCACUACUCCAAAAGUCAACGCUGGUUUAGAUUCAGCUGCUGCUCAAAAGUCUUCCCUUGUGACAAAUGUCACGAUGCGGAAACAGAUCACCCGAACGAACACGCAAAUCGCAGGUAGUGGGUUCUGGGAGGGAGGAAAGGGAACGAGAAAUCGGACUCUAAUGAGUCGAAAAGAUCCGAGGAAAUUCAAGCGGAUGGGAGCCAAUGCUCCUGCUUCGAGUUCAUCGAAGCGGAAGUAA